This is a messenger RNA of Etheostoma cragini (Arkansas darter), 2134 nucleotides long. Its product is annotated as glomulin-like. Lineage: Eukaryota; Metazoa; Chordata; Actinopteri; Perciformes; Percidae. The transcript has 18 exons. The record is from RefSeq and is a predicted model, not a curated record. Gene Ontology annotation, molecular function: ubiquitin-protein transferase inhibitor activity. The coding region runs from base 198 to 1970 and encodes 590 amino acids. Gene Ontology annotation, cellular component: cytoplasm.
UCAAGCACAAAGAGAGAUAAGAGGUUUAUGUUGGGGUUUGUGACAGACUGAAUCUCUCUCUCUCUCUCUCCCUCGAGACACUGAGAGCUACACAUCAUCAUUUUGAUACUGCUUGUUAUAGCUGCAACAGUGUCUAUUGUGGAGCACUGAAAGACAUACUGAUAAUAGGAUUGCCUUUGAGGGCUGAGGAGGCACUGAUGAUGAAUGAAGAUCAGGUGAAUGACAUAAUCCAGAGAUGGCAAAAUACUCCAGAAGAAGAUUUGAAGCCAGAGGACUACCAGCAGUUUAAGGAUUUUGGAUCUGCCUGUCUCACCGAGGUUGACAGUGCACAACUACUGAAAUUUCUUCAGGAUGAGAAAAACCAGGAGAUUGUGAAGUCUAUGGGUUGGGUUUUAAUGGCACCUCUUGUAAACGAAGUAGUUCAAAAAGAGAAGAGUCUUGAUCACUGCCAGGCUGCCAUCACACAUCUUACCAGGACUUGCAGCCCAAAUAAACUCUUGCCCAGCUUGCUUGAACUGAUUGAAGACAUUGAUCCAGGGGCCAUUUCUGAGACCAUCUUAACCAUUGUUCCACAUCUUCAAACAGUGUUGCUUCAGCUGGACGACAACAAAGCAGCCUGCGUGGGCUUGGCUCUGACCGCCCUGCAAAAGCAGUUGUCCAGGCUGCCUGUGCCUUAUACCCAGCAGCAGGAGGAAGCUGAUGAGUAUGGUCUGUGUCGCUGCUACAACGCCUUGGCUGUGUCUAUGAAGCCAUUCAUCGAGGAGGUGAAGAGGAAAAAUGAAAACUGCAAUGCCACGUCUGAGGAUGAGGAGCUAAGGACUGAGCUUCUCAAGUUCUGCAUGAGGAGCUUGAGGGAGCCCUUACUCGAGGCUGAACUGAACCGGGAUAAAAAAUCAUCACUGUGGUUCUUUGCAACAGAGAUAAUGGUCACACUACCUGCAAUCCAAGAGUCUCUGUCAGAGCUCCUGUUCUUCAGCACUCUGAAGAAAAGCACCCAGACAGACAACAGUCAGUCCACGGAGUCGAGAGCUUGUCUGGCUUAUCUACUGUUUGUUCAGCUCAUCACCAACGACAGCUUUCCUGCAGUAUUCAGUCCUGUAUUUGUUCUUCAGUGCAACAUGGAAUACAUCAAUCAACUUCUCAGUAGCAAAAAUGAAUCAUACCUGCUCAAAGGACUGGCACUGUAUGCAAAAAGCUUGGAGAGUGUGCAGGACAACAGCCUUCCAGUGAGUCUACUGGAACUGAGGAGCUUCUAUAGUGUACCACAGAACCUAAGGCACCUUCUUACUGACUGCCCAAUGCAGCAUUUGAGAAAAUCAGGACUACAGGUUUUACAGCUAUUUAUCAAUAAAUUAGAUGCUGAAGCCAAGCACAAGUUCUUCAGGUGCAUGUUUAAAACCAGCAACCAUGCAGGAGUAGAGAGUUACAUCAUAAAAAACAUCAGGAAUCAAGUUGAAUUUUCUCUGAAGCCGGGUAAUGCCAAUGAGUGGUUCCUUGGGGAGGAGUUUCUCUCCUUGUUGGAACUGGUGUUGUAUUUGCCACAAGGUGCUGAGACAGAUUUGCUGAACAGUAUGGAUAGGAUAAUGGAGAAUCUAAAUCUUCUUCGCUACCUCUUUAUUAGAGACAGAGAACUAAGGAGAACUACAGGUGUGUGGGAAGAGCUGUGCAAGCUCAAAGAUGAAUAUCUAAAAAUGCUCCGCGUGUGUAUCAGCAUUUCAAGAGGAUAUUAUUCCGCUGAACUGAAGGCACUGAGGGAGGCUCAAAAGCUAAAAGCAAAAGAAGCUAGAGAUGCUGCCAGAUCCACCAGGUUAGGAAAAAGCAUUACAGUGCCACAUGAGAAAGUGUCCAAUAUGUCCCCACAGGUCCAGCACCAGGUGUUGCAGAGUGCUUUGGUGACAUUUGACCUGAUGGAGAGUGUUAUAGUCCGUAUCGAAGAGAUCACAGAGGAAAAGCUGAAGAUCCCAAACUAAAUCACUUCUGGGUUAUUUUUAUAAACAUUUUUACUUUAUUUGCUCUGAUUGGCUCAUACAGAAACAUGCAUUGAUUACAAUUCUUUUAUUCUCUAUGCCAAAGUUAUUGUAAACAAAUGUAAAGCUUGUACUGUUAGCAUCGAAUAAAACAACACAAGUGUGUG